Alligator sinensis (Chinese alligator) is the source of this 846-nucleotide messenger RNA. RefSeq names its product keratin 222 (gene KRT222). The transcript has 6 exons. Gene Ontology annotation, molecular function: structural molecule activity. Bases 1 to 846 code for a protein of 281 amino acids. The record is from RefSeq and is a predicted model, not a curated record. NCBI's taxonomy places the organism in Eukaryota, Metazoa, Chordata, Crocodylia, Alligatoridae.
AUGGAACUGUCCCAGCUCCUCAAUGAGAUCAGGGCAAACUAUGAAACGCUCCUCACCAGAAAUCAGAUAGACAUCGUCCUCUCAACAAGCACCCAGCUAGAAGAAGCUACAAAUGAAAGAAUGGACAAAGAUGAGGAAGAUUUAAAGGCAGCCAGAGCAGAGCUCAGUGAAGCCAGGCGUCAGUGGCAUCAUAUGCAAAUUGAAAUUGAAUCUCUCCAAGCUGUGGAAAAGGGUUUGGAAAAUUCAUUGCUUGCCACAGAGCAUCAUUACCAUAUGCAACUACAGAGUUUAGAAGCUGAAAUUGAAGGCUUAGAGAAAGAGCUACAGGAAGUGAGAAAAGGUAUUGAGAAACAGCUUCAAGAGCAUGAAAUUCUACUGAAUACAAGGAUGAGGCUGGAGCAGGAGAUAGCAACAUAUCGCAGGCUGCUAGAAAGAGAGGAAAACAGGUUUCGUUGUUCUACGCACCAUAGAAAAGAUGACAGAAAACCUACCACCAGCAAGAUAGCUUUUAUCUUACCAUCAACUGGGGCCAUAAAGAAGCAUGAGACUGAAACAGUAGAACUAAUGACAAAACAAGCAAUCCUUAAUGGAAACAUGGUGAAGGAAAGGGCCGAAGCUCAUGGCACGAUACAGACAGAAAAAGUGGAUGAAGUUAUUAAAGAAUGGGAAGGUUCUUUCUUUAAGGACAACCCUCGCUUAAGGAAAAAAUCUGUUUCUUUGCGCUUUGAUCUCCACCUAGCAGCAACAGAUGAAGGCUGUUUACAGACUAAACAGAAUAAUCUACCUGAUAUUGAAGUCAGGCUGGUAAUGAGGCGGUCUUCUAGUAUUCCAUCCAUCAAACCUUAA